Triticum dicoccoides is the source of this 945-nucleotide messenger RNA. Its product is annotated as cysteine proteinase inhibitor-like. Lineage: Eukaryota; Viridiplantae; Streptophyta; Magnoliopsida; Poales; Poaceae. The record is from RefSeq and is a predicted model, not a curated record. The transcript is spliced from 3 exons. Gene Ontology annotation, molecular function: cysteine-type endopeptidase inhibitor activity. Bases 158 to 604 code for a protein of 148 amino acids.
UUCCCGGAUCGGCAGCCUCCACCGCCACUCCGCCCAAAUCGAGCACCUCCACAGCCACUCUAUAUUUCCAGCCAAGCCGUCCGCCUUUCGCCGCCCCAAAAUCCAGCCAUCUUCUCCCCUCCUCCUCCGCCGCUGCGGCCGACCCCGAUCGACGGAGAUGCGGAAACACCACCGAGGUCUAGGAUCGGUGGCUGCCCCUGCCCUGCUCCUGCUCCUGCUACUCGCCCUCGUCCUGCCGUCUACUCAGACCCAGUCCCAGAAGCAGAGCGCGCGAGAGACGGCUGCCAUGGCGGCGGAACCCGCGCGGCGGCUGGCGGGAGGCAUCGUGGAGUCGCCGGGGCGAGAGAACGAUCUCUACAUCGUCGGCCUCGCCCGCUUCGCCGUCUCCGAGCACAACAAGGAGGCCAAUACUCCGCUGGAGUUGGAGAAAGUGGUGAGGGUCAAGGAGCAAGCUGUUGCUGGCAGGCUCUACUACAUCACAAUCCAGGUCGAUGAAGGCGGGGCAAAGAAGCUGUAUGAAGCCAAGGUGCUGGAGCAGCUGUGGCUGGAUGUCAGGAAGCUCGUGGAGUUCAGGCCGGCAGAGGGCGCCUCUCCCAACGUUUAAGGCCUGUCCCAACUGUGCAACAGUGCAAGGAUCUCCAGAUAUGGUGUGGAUAUAGCUACCGUCCGUGCGGCAUGUGUUUAACGUGCUCUCUUGUGUACUAGUAUCAAGAACAAGUCUGCUUCUUGCGAGUUGUUUUGACCUGCCCAUUAUAUUUCUUGCCAUUCAAGUUUCAGAUGGUUCAUAUCCUAUGCAGUUAAUUUAGCUUGGCUUGAUGGCCUCUCUAGUUCGUACUAAGCUCCACUAUGGCUAGUGAUCAGGAAUAGAAUUCUGGCCAAAGCAAAUUCCGGAACACUUGUUCUUCUGCUGUCUAGCUAAUUGUGUCUGGAAUGUUGCUGGUGUUC